Pocillopora verrucosa is the source of this 759-nucleotide messenger RNA. NCBI's taxonomy places the organism in Eukaryota, Metazoa, Cnidaria, Anthozoa, Scleractinia, Pocilloporidae. The record is from RefSeq and is a predicted model, not a curated record.
GUUCAUGACAACCAUUACGUGUUCGAGCGACUGAACAGGUUAAUUUAACCUUACCGCACCAUGCUGUGGACGUCAUUCAAGCAUUCUUAUGGGAGUGUUCAUUUAUACUAGAGCAAACAAGAAGCACAACGAUAAGCGAUGCGGGAAUCGUUCUUCAAAAGUAUUUUCAUUUUGUCCAUUUGGAGCGAGAUUUCAAUCAUGUGCGUGCAUUGUCGAAGCUCUUCUAGAAUUCCUGAUGAAUUGAAGAUAGCUGGGCAGAUAAAGCUCUGUUUGAGGACAUGUAACCUCAGCUGGCAAGAAAACGAAACGGAAAUAUCAAGUAAAGAGUCACACGGACGUCAUCAGUGUUGUUACGACAAAUGUCGAGUUUUUGUAUUGAAGAAUUUUCUUCGUCCCCGUGUGAAUAACCUGAAACAAUCGCGCGACCAGCAGACGAAGCCACCUUUCAAGAGGCAAAAACGAGAAAGCUCCCUGAGCCACCUAGAAGACAGCUCUGAUAACGAUUGCAAUUUGGGGAAUACAACGAGUUCCACUUUGAUAAAGCCUAACAUGAAGUUAGUGAGAUUCCAGGAACUUAACAACACAGGAACAUACAUGUUGAACGUGACGUGGAUACCUUUGCAAGAUGACAAUCUCAUCUGGGAUGGAUACAUGGUGAUUUACAAAGUUGCAAAGGAAAUCUUCAAAUGCGUGAACUUGGAUAAGGUUUUUGCCCGGCCAUUCACUAGUGACAACCCUGCGGAUUUUGACAUAGGUUAG